GUAGUCGGAUGGGCCUAACUGCCCAGAAAAUAACUUAAAGAUCUGCUAUCUGCGCAGGUGCUACGUACGUUUUUUUUUUUUUUUUCUUGGCCAUUACUGAAUGGCUCCAAUGUGUCAACUGCACUAUACGGCAAGCGAGGACACAGAACCGGGAUUGGGAACCGAGACAGCAUGUAUUUAUUGACAAGAGUCGGUUAACGUUGCGUAGUUUUAUAGCCGAACAUAGUGGAGAUAGUCGUCGUUGUAUAGUUCAGCCGCUGACGAAGCCAUGUUUCGGCAAACGAAGGCGAUGCUCCAGAAACUUCGAUAUCUGAGUUUCAAUGGACAGCAGCACACUUGGAGGCUGAAGAGCACUUCAGCAGAGAGGGCUCUUCAGUACCAACAAGGACAGAAAAUCCAUGGCUUCACAGUCAAAGAGGUUGUAGCGGUACCUGACUUGUUUCUCACAGCAGUGAAGCUGACUCAUGAUAAAACUGGAGCUCAGUACCUGCAUGCGGCCAGAGAUGACUCCAACAACCUCUUCAGCGUCCAGUUCAGGACGACCCCCAUGGACAGCACAGGGGUUCCCCACAUCCUGGAGCACACAGUCCUGUGUGGAUCUGAAAAGUAUCCUUGCAGAGACCCUUUCUUCAAAAUGCUCAACAGGUCUCUGUCCACCUUCAUGAACGCCUUCACAGCCAGUGACUACACCAUGUAUCCGUUUUCAACCCAAAACGGAAAAGACUUCCAGAAUCUUCUGUCCGUCUAUCUGGACGCAGUUUUCUUCCCUUGUUUACGAGAGCAGGAUUUCUGGCAGGAGGGCUGGAGGCUGGAGAACGAAAAUCCCAAAGAUCCCAACUCCCCGCUAGUUUUUAAAGGGGUGGUGUUCAAUGAAAUGAAGGGGGCCUUUUCGGACAAUGAGCGUCUGUACGCCCAGCACCUUCAGAACAAGCUGUAUCCAGACCACACCUACUCUGUAGUGUCAGGAGGAGAACCUCUGAUCAUCCCCGACCUCACCUGGGAGCAACUCAGACAAUUCCACGCCACACAUUACCACCCCAGUAAUGCUAGGUUCUUCACCUAUGGAGAUUUGCCUUUGGAACAGCAUCUGAAGCAGAUUGAAGAAGAAGCUCUGUCCAAGUUUGAACGCAUUGACCCAAACACAGAAGUGCCCCCCCAGCCACACUGGAGCAGCCCUAGAGAGGACCAUGUGACCUGCAGCCCUGAUGCUCUGGCACCGGAUCCAACCAGGCAGAACACGCUGUGUGUGAGCUACCUGCUGGGAGACAUCACCGACGCGUUUGAAGGAUUCACUCUCAGUCUGCUGUCCUCUCUGAUGAUCUCUGGACCAAACUCUCCCUUCUACAAAGCGCUCAUUGAACCCAAGAUAGGAACCGACUUCUCCUCUGUUGUAGGAUACGAUGGCAGCACCAAAGAGGCGUCGUUCAGCAUAGGACUGCAGGGAAUGGCUGAGGAGGACACAGAGAGGGUGAAACAAAUCAUCAACCAAACCAUAGACGACAUUAUAGAGAACGGCUUUGUGGAGGAAAGAAUCGAGGCUCUCCUCCAUAAGAUUGAGAUCCAGAUGAAACACCAGUCCACCAACUUCGGUCUGUCUUUGGCUUCGUACAUAGCAUCAUCGUGGAACCAUGACGGUGACCCCGUACAGCUGCUGCAGAUCAGUGACAGCGUUGCCACGUUCAGACAGGCCCUGGCGGAAAACCCUCGCUUCCUCCAGGACAAAGUCAAGCACUACUUUAAGGAGAACACACACAGACUGACCCUGUCCAUGAGCCCAGACGAGGCCUACCUGGAGAAACAGGCCAAGGCUGAGGAGGAGAAGCUUCAGAAAAAGAUCCAGGCUCUGUCUGACAGUGACAGAAAGGAGAUCUACGAGAAAGGUCUGGAGCUGCUGGAUGCUCAGAGUAAAACCCAGGACGCCUCCUGUCUGCCUGCACUGAAAGUGUCUGACAUUCAGCCGACGAUACCCCUCACUCCCGUCCAGAUCAGCACUGCAGGAGGCGUGCCGGUUCAGUACUGUGAGCAGCCCACCAAUGGCUUGGUUUACUUCAGAGCCAUGUGCAGUCUCAACACCCUGCCAGAGGAUCUCAGGCUUUAUGUCCCACUCUUCUGCAGUGUUAUUACCAGAAUGGGCUGUGGAGGUCUAGACUACAGGCAACAGGCCCAGCAGAUGGACCUGAGGACAGGAGGCAUGUCUGUCUCCACCCAGGUCAUCCCUGAUUCCACGCAGCUGGACGUGUACGAGCAGGGUGUCCUCCUGUCCUCGUCCUGCCUGGAGAGGAACCUGCCUCACAUGUUUCAGCUGUGGAGCGACAUAUUCAACAGCCCCCACUUUGACGACGAGGAGCGCCUGAGAGUGCUGGUGAUGAUGUCGGCACAGGAGUUGGCCAACGGGAUCUCAUACUCCGGUCACAUGUAUGCCAUGACCCGCGCGGGCCGUCACUUGACUCCAGCGGGAGACCUCCAGGAGAGUUUUUCUGGAAUGGAACAGGUGAAGUUUAUGAAGAGGAUAGCUGAGAUGUCAGACCUCGGCCCAGUUAUCAGAACACUACCCAGGAUCAAGAAACACCUCCUCAACCCAGACAGCAUGAGGUGCGCGAUCAACUCAACUCCACAGAAACUGUCCGACACGGCAGCACAGCUGGAGAGUUUUAUCAAGGACAUUGCUGAAAACAGAAGAGAGCGCAAACCUAUCAGAGCCAAUGUUAUUGAGAGACCAUUAGACCCUCUGGAUGACUCUGGACCGAGCAGGAAACUAAUCUCUGAGCUGAAUUUCCAGCCGUGUCAGAUGAAAACCUUCUUCCAGAUGCCCUUUCCCGUCAAUUUUGUCAGCGAGAGUCUGCGAACGGUGCCGUUCUCCCAUGAGGACUACGCCAGUUUGUGUCUCUUGGCGAGGAUGAUGACAGCUAAAUUUCUCCACGGAGAGAUCCGAGAGAAAGGCGGAGCCUAUGGUGGCGGGGCCAGGAUGGGAGGAGGGGGCCUGUUCUCCUUUUACUCAUACAGGGACCCCAACUCAGUGGGGACGUUAUCUGCAUUUCGUAAAGGCGUUGACUGGGCAAAGUCGGGACAGUUCACCCAACAAGACAUCGAUGAAGCCAAACUGUCGGUCUUCUCAGCUGUCGACUCACCUGUGGCCCCCGCAGACAAAGGAAUGGGUCUUUUCCUCAGUGGGGUCACAGAUGAGAUGAAGCAGAGUCACAGAGAGAGACUCUUCGCCGUCACUCAUAAAAACCUGGUGGACGUGGCCAAAAGGUACUUAAGCAUCGGUCAGAGGACGUGUGGCGCCGCCAUCCUCGGUCCAGAGAAUGAGACGAUCGAGAAAGAUCCCUCGUGGAUUGUAAAAUAAUCCAAUCAGCAGGUAUUUUCUGAAGCGCACAAAACAAAGAGGAGGAAUGUGGCCUGAGAAGUGUUAUAGUCAUAAUCUGAUUCUUCAGAUUAGUCCUGUUCUUCCUGUAGAUUCCAUUCUGUACAUAUCUAUGAAAAUGUAUCUAUGACGUUGUCAUUUUGGAUUAUAAAAUCUGAGUCAGCACUUUAUUUACCAGUGAUUUUAUGAUCAUGGAGUCGGUAACAGUUUAAAAGCUUUUUGUCAUGGCAGCUGAUGGAGUGAUGUGCUUUUCUCUGUAGUAGAGGGAUUUAAUGUUUCCUCUGUGGCUGAAGAAGUGAAACGUUUCAAAACCCACACUGCAACAUCGAAAAUAAAUCUUGAAUUUUUGAUUUUGGAGAAACGCAUUUUUUCACCUGGCGUUGAGCACGAAGCUUACGCAAAUUAAUGUAAAUGCUUCAUGAAAAUUACUUGUUUGAGAUAAAACAAAUAACCACUGCAAACAGGUUUAAUGCCAAUUAGAAGUAUUUGCUACAUGGUGUUAACGUCUGUCGCCCCUGUCAGUUUCAUCGAUACAUCGUCUCGUCGACACAAAACAGUCUCGCAGCUUUCCACACAAUAAAUGCUUUAUUACUCUGUGACAGGACACCAACAUCACACUGCCAGCACACAAAGUUAAUGCCGCGUACAGUUUCCGACAUCCUCCGCUUCACUACCAAACUAUAGCAACAGCAGGACCCUACUCACAAAUAACCACAUACAAAGCCCAGGGCGGAUACGACAAAGGCAAGGCCACACACACACACACACACACACACAAAUACACAUGCACACAAUUAGCAGGUGACAGGACACACGCAGCCAGCUCGUCCUAAAGCCUCUCUAAACCUACUGUAGGUCACAGUUUCAAAGGGUUUUAGCGUUUUACAAUCAAAGUGGUAGAAGUUUGUUUGAGGUGUGAACAGUCGUAGACUGCUAGCGUGCGAUUCUCCUGGCGUGUGUUCCCUCGUUAGAAGUAGCUUUAGGGGAUUACAUUAAUUACGGGGCUCAAAGUGCUGUAGAAAAUAAAAACGACAAAAGCAAGACUUCAAAUGCAUCACCCACCUCAGCCUUGCUGUGUUUAUGCAACAACAGAAUGCUCAGCUAGGUGUCUUUAAAAAAAAAAAAAAGAAUGUGUGCGUGUAUAUAUAGAUAUAGCUACAUUUCCAGGACUAAAACAUGAAUACAUGUACAGUACAUAAUGAGGAGUGCUCAUGUAUAUAUUUAGGUAUAUAAUAACUCUGAUUGGGGAUCUAGAAAAUACGAUGCUAGUGCUGCUAGCCUGUCGAAACUACCUAAAGUGUUCCACUCCAAAUGACAACCCUCAAAUUUUAUGUCAUUAUCUAAAAUAUAGAAGAUCCCGUCUGAAAAGUACCAUGACUUUACCAUACAAUAGAACUUUUUUUUAUAUGAUCUACUAUCUUUUAAAAGCUACCUUUUAAUUUAUUUGCAGUCAGUCAGCGGUUGAUCAGUCAUUGUGUGAGUAGCCGUCACUGUUUUGUGAAGCUAUUUAAUUUUAGAGUGAAGCUCUUGGCCGGUGGCAGCGUGGCGGUUCAGAUGACCGACGAGGUCUUGCCCUCUCUGGGUCUGACCCUGGUCACGUGCUCCAGCUGGCCGGAGUCGGACACGUCGUAGCUCGUCUUGUACUUGGCCAGGAUUUUCAUCAGCGGACGGAGCUUCAGCCACCACUGCUCCUUGGGGAUCCUGUGGCUAAAAGGACAAAAUACGAGGACAAGGUGUUUUUUUAACAUAAAACUCGCACUGAGACGAUGUAGAUUCUCUUUAACUUAAGAGUUUUUGGGCAGGACAACUUGUUGGAAAUGUUCUCUGCUCAGAAAAGAUUUUUGGAAAUAAAUAAUGAAUAAAAUCAAAAAUCUCCACAACACAAAUGGCACAACUGUUGUUUAUGCUAUUAUUUAGUUUUAGUAUUGGCUAAGUCUGAAUGUCUACACAGAGAAUGAAAAUCUAGAAAAUUUAAAUAGUGACUAUAUUUAAACGUUGUCGUGGAUUUUUUUUUAAAUAAACCAAAAAUUAAACUUAAUCAACCGUAGAUUAAACUUACAAUUGAAAUUAUCUUUUUGUAGAUCAUUAUUAAUAUUCAUUCCUUAAUAUUAGCACAAAGAGUGGAGGAAUGUGGAAACAGCUAACAAAGCUCAUACUU
Molecule: messenger RNA, 5522 nt
Organism: Xiphias gladius (swordfish)
Lineage: Eukaryota; Metazoa; Chordata; Actinopteri; Istiophoriformes; Xiphiidae
Gene: pitrm1
Product: pitrilysin metallopeptidase 1
Exons: 28
Coding region: 269-3346 (1025 amino acids)
Biological process (GO): protein processing
Cellular component (GO): mitochondrial matrix
Molecular function (GO): metal ion binding
Source: RefSeq, a predicted model, not a curated record